AUGUGCCUAGCGGACGACAUCCGCUCGUACGUCCUCGACGGUAUCGUACCUGACGACUGGACACCUUCGCAACGCUCCGCUCGCAACGCCGUCGCUCGCGAGGUCCUUGCGAGCUCGAUUGACUCGGCCGAAGUCUCGGCAGUCCUCGACAAAAUCCCUACCGCCGACCUGACAGCGCCGACAAUCUACUCGACGCUGAAAUCGCGGUACACCCCUGACGACGCCACCCACACGCUCGAGCUCUUCUCACGACUCUGGGGUUUCCGUCCCAUGCCCGUCAGAGGGGAUGACGAUGACUACACGCGAGAGACGAGGGAGAGAGCGAGAGAGCGCGCGAAAGCGCGAAGAAGCGAAAGGGGUGUCGACCGAGAGGCAACCGCGGAGGAUACGCGGCUGCAAGGCUCGCAGCAAGUCCAGUGUACCGAACUAUGGUGGCCAACGAGGUCGGACAGAAGAGGGAGGGCAAACGAUCCAAGAAAUAGCUGA
This is a messenger RNA of Microbotryum saponariae, 486 nucleotides long. The record is from the annotation of a GenBank genome assembly. NCBI's taxonomy places the organism in Eukaryota, Fungi, Basidiomycota, Microbotryomycetes, Microbotryales, Microbotryaceae.